AUGGCCAAGACACUACGACUAGGAGCUAAGCUCCGUUAUCCUAUCACAAUAUCCGAAUUUCUCAAGGACCACGGCGACGACGUUACCAAGCAAGAACCGAUUCUCCGAUACACUUUCAAGUACAAACGCCUCAUCGGCGACCCGAGCAAAAACGAAGAGCGCGAGGUCGAGGAGACGGGUUUUGCAGACUGGGACAGCCCUGCCGAGGGCAAGAUCAAGCAAUGGCAGGUCAAGGUAGGAGAAGUAAUCAGGCGAGAUCAAGACCUCGUUUCUAUCGAAGAGACCUGUAGCCACGAGGUACAAUAUGCCGGGCUUUGCGCCAUAUGCGGUAAAGACAUGCUGGAGAUGACUUAUGCCAGCGAGUCUCUCGACAUCGACCGUGCCACAGUCGCCAUGGUACAUGACAAUGCCGCUCUUAAAGUUAGCGCGAACCAGGCCGCACGCACCGAGAUGCAACUGCAGCGCCGGUUACUAAAGGAACGGAAACUGAGUCUCGUCGUUGACUUGGAUCAGACUAUCAUCCACGCGUGCAUAGAUCCCACCGUAGGUGAAUGGCAACGCGAUCCAUCCAAUCCGAAUUACGAAGCCGUCAAGGAUGUGCGCAGCUUCCAACUGGACGACGGCCCGCGAGGAGCAACCAGCGGAUGUUGGUAUUACAUUAAGAUGCGUCCGGGCCUAGCCGAGUUUUUAGAGAAGAUCUCCCAAUUGUUCGAGCUACACGUCUACACGAUGGGUACGCGCGCGUAUGCCCUCAAUAUUGCCAAGAUCGUGGAUCCUACGCAGAAGCUCUUCGGCAACCGGAUCAUUAGCCGAGACGAAAACGACAGCAUAGUAGCUAAGAGUCUACAACGACUAUUCCCCGUCAGCACCAAUAUGGCUGUGGUCAUUGACGAUCGUGCAGACGUGUGGCCCCGGAACAGGCAGAAUCUAAUCAAGGUGACGCCCUAUGAUUUCUUCACGGGUAUCGGUGAUAUCAAUUCAAGCUUCUUACCUAAGAGGGAAGAUCUCGUACCUGUCCCGACUCCGCUGCCUGAGCCGAAGCCCGUUAAUGGCAAUACGGCGCCACAACAACCUAGCAGCGUUGGUCCUAGUCCUACCUCAGAUCAUGAGAAGCCGUCAGCCAACGGCAAUGACGACAAUGCCCUACUCCAACUACAAGCAGAGGAACAAGAACGUACGCUGGAGAAGCAACUCAAGGACCGACCGUUGCUUCAUCUGCAAGAAGAAUUAGAUAGAGAGGAUGAAGAGGCUGAGAAGAAAUCGACCGAGAACGGUGAUAGCCCGGAACCCGCUACGAAUGGAGAAUCAGAAAGCCCUUCCCAUCAACGACACAAACUUCUACGCGACGAUGACCAAGAACUCAAAUACCUCGAGAAGCACCUUACAACCCUGCACCAUUCAUUCUACGAACAAUACGACGCACGAUCCGCGCACCGCCGGCCCGACGACAUCAUACCCGACACAGUCCCGGACGUGGGAUCAACCCUUAACUUCUUAAAGUCGCAAAUUCUGCGAGACACAAAACUCGUUCUAUCAGGACUUGUUCCAUUAGAUGUCGACGUGCGCAGAACCGAGAUCGGAAUGCAAGCCGAAAGCUUCGGUGCCGAGAUUCGAACGCGGGUAAGUCGUGAGAUAACUCACUUGGUCAUCAACGUCGCCCGCCCACGAACUCAGAAGGUUCGCCAAGCAGCCCGCAUUCCUAGCAUUAAGAUCGUGAACCAGAACUGGCUCGCGGACUCGAUCGCGCAGUGGAAGAAGUUGGACGAGAGUCAGUAUCUUGUCCAGGUACAUCCUGCCGAUCGAAAUGCCGAGACGCCGUUGGAAGAAGGUUCCGCCUCGCCACCCCGGCCAAAAAAAAUCACCAUCGUCACCUCGGGUCGACAGUACUUCGAGGACGAAAUGAACGGCGAUGAGGACGAUGGUGAUGCGGAUGGCUCGGGAGAAGAGGACGAGGACGACGAGGAUGACGAUGAUGAGGACGAAGAUGACGAGUUCGAGGAUAGGUUCAACGUGAUGCCACCUGAGCUCCAGGACGGCGAGCACAGUCCUAUCGAAGACUUGGGAGGCAUGGAAUGGGGCGAUGUUGAUAAGGAGCUCGAGGAGUUCAUGGGAUCGGACAUUGACGACUCCGAUUUCGAGAGCACGCAAGGCACGGACCUCGGUACGGAUACGGAGUCGGAAGAGCCUAAGAGUCGGAAGCGGAAGCUAGGCGAAGAUGCCGACGACGAUGAUGAUACGGGCGAAUCGGCUACGGGAAGUGUACUGGCUAAGAAGCAGCGAAUUGCAAAGGCGAGGACUACGGGUCUUCGCAAUGUGAGGAACGCUACGGACGAGGAGGACGAGGAAGGUAGCGGUCUACCUACGCCACAAGGUACAGGUGACGAGGACGCGAACGGAGGCGGGGACGAGGAUGACGACGAGUUUGCCGACCUCGAAGCCGAGCUCGAGGCUGAAUUACAAGCCGAAGGCGAAGGCGGUUGA
Molecule: messenger RNA, 2481 nt
Organism: Annulohypoxylon truncatum
Lineage: Eukaryota; Fungi; Ascomycota; Sordariomycetes; Xylariales; Hypoxylaceae
Exons: 1
Coding region: 1-2481 (826 amino acids)
Cellular component (GO): nucleus
Molecular function (GO): RNA polymerase II CTD heptapeptide repeat phosphatase activity
Source: RefSeq, a predicted model, not a curated record